Molecule: messenger RNA, 2285 nt
Organism: Rosa chinensis
Lineage: Eukaryota; Viridiplantae; Streptophyta; Magnoliopsida; Rosales; Rosaceae
Product: probable serine/threonine-protein kinase At1g54610
Exons: 7
Coding region: 212-1936 (574 amino acids)
Biological process (GO): positive regulation of transcription elongation by RNA polymerase II; protein phosphorylation
Cellular component (GO): nucleus; cyclin-dependent protein kinase holoenzyme complex
Molecular function (GO): cyclin-dependent protein serine/threonine kinase activity; ATP binding; RNA polymerase II CTD heptapeptide repeat kinase activity
Source: RefSeq, a predicted model, not a curated record
GUGAGUUUUCCUCAUUUCCUCUUUCCCUCCUCCGAGGUGCCAAAAGGAGAGCGAGAAAGGCAAGAGGAGGGAAUCAAUAAUUCAAUAUUUCAUAUUCUGGUGCGCAGCAAGCUUCCAAGGCUGCCGGCCAUGGACGGCCCCACCUCACCCUAUAUUCUCCUCUUUUCCUCCUCCCUCUGUCUCAUCCUCUCUAUCUUCUCCUCCCUCCGCUAUGCUUCGCCACAUCUAUCGAUCUUCUUCCUUCUCUUCAUCAUCCCACAGAAAACCCAAACCCAAACCAAAACCGCUCCCCAUGGGCUGCGUCCAAGCCAAACCCGAGAUGAACGGUUCCACCAGACCUGUGGGGCUCGAAAGGCUCAAGCUGGAUAAUGGUUAUGUGGGGAAUGCUCAGAGAAGACCACCGCCGAGUGUGGAUGAUGGCAGUGGUAACGGCACUGGAGGAGAGGAUCAUAGUGAGGUGGCCGAGAGAGAUAAUAAUAAUAAUAAUAAUAAGCAUCCUCCUAGUUCUCGUAGAAUUUCUGCUGCUGAUGACGACGAGUUGGUCGAUGGCUGGCCUAAAUGGCUCACUGAUAAUAUUUCCAAAGACGUUUUGGCUGGCUUGGUUCCCAAGAGUGCCGACUCCUAUGAUAAACUCGACAAGGUGGGCGAAGGAACCUACAGCAAUGUUUACAAGGCUCGAGACAGGGACACUGGAAAAAUUGUUGCCUUGAAGAAGGUCCGUUUUGAUACAUCAGAACCUGAGAGUGUUAAAUUUAUGGCAAGAGAGAUUAUGGUAUUAAGGAAAUUGGAUCAUCCCAAUGUGCUUAAGCUUGAAGGAUUGGCCACUUCAAGAAUGCAAUAUAGCAUUUAUCUUGUCUUUGAUUUCAUGCACUCAGAUUUGGCAAAAGUUAUUUCCAAAGCCGCAGGGCUUACUGAACCACAGGUCAAGUGCUAUAUGCAUCAACUGCUUUCAGGUCUGCAGCACUGCCAUGAUCGUGGAAUUUUGCAUCGAGACAUUAAAGGGUCGAACUUGUUGAUGGAUAAAAAUGGGGUUCUAAAAAUUGGCGAUUUUGGGCUUGCGAAUUAUUAUUCCCCAAAGCCCAAACAUCCUCUUACCAACCGAGUUGUGACACUUUGGUACAGAGCUCCCGAGCUGCUGUUGGGUUCUACAGAUUAUGGAGUUGGAAUUGAUCUUUGGAGCGCUGGAUGCGUCAUGGCUGAAAUGUUUACAGGGAGGCCACUUAUGCCUGGCAGAACAGAGGUUGAGCAACUUCAUAGGAUUUUUAAGCUUUGUGGCACACCAUCUGAGGAAUACUGGAAAAAACUGAAGCUUUCUACAACUUUUCGACCUCCACGUUCAUACAAACCCAGUCUUCAGGAAGCUCUUAAGGAUUUACCUUCAUCUUCCUUGGGUCUGUUGGGCACUCUUCUUGCUUUAGAUCCUGCCUAUCGAGGCAGUGCAGCUCUAGGUCUCAAAAAUGAAUUCUUUUUUACAAGCCCCUUGGCAUGUGACCUUUCUGGUCUACCUGUAAUCUACAAUGAGGAGGAAGAAUUGAAACUAGCUAAUGAGCAGAGAAAGUUCAGGAACUCUAGAGUAAAACAACGGUCUAGAAAACAACGUGAGAACCGCAGACAAGAUGUUGCAUCUUCCAAACAGGAGCUGGAGAAAACUGCUGAGCCAAAUGUUGAAAAUGAAGAGCCCGGUAGUGCUUCUAGUAGUACAUCCUCUAGUGUAAACCAAACUAGCCGGAAAGAAAGCCCAAUCUUCUCGCUUUCCCCAGUUAAAUCUUCCAACCAGAAAGUGUCCCCUAAGAAUGUCAAGAACCUACCUCCAUUACCCAACUCUAAAGCACGCAUCGCCAAUUAUAAGGACGACAGUGACAUGUACAGGUCGAAUUUGAUUAACCGGUCUCUAUCCACCAGAGAAUUUAGAAAACCAACUCAAAGGGAGAUAUAGAACUAUAUGCCGUUGAUGAUUAAGCCACACAAGAUGACCAUGCAGACAUGCAUAUCCCCUGUCGUUUCCAUUUGCUUUUCCUUGAGGUUCUUGUUCUAUUCUUUUUUCCUCUACUGAGUAUUGACCAAUAUGGACAAUCAUAAAUUUGGUAUCAUGUAUAAUGCCAUGGUUUGUAACUACUUGUCUAAAUACAAUAUGUUGUUGGUUUUAGUGAGGCAGAUAAGGAAGGAAAAGAAAAACAAGGCCAAGUUUCCAUUUCUUGUUCAAGGAGCUUGAUUGAGUUUAUAGAAAUGUAGGGGGUUUGAUUUAUUUAUCAUUAUUGCAAUGAUCCUGAGUCAGUUAAUUCUUA